Molecule: messenger RNA, 1677 nt
Organism: Penicillium waksmanii
Lineage: Eukaryota; Fungi; Ascomycota; Eurotiomycetes; Eurotiales; Aspergillaceae
Exons: 1
Coding region: 1-1677 (558 amino acids)
Source: RefSeq, a predicted model, not a curated record
AUGCAUGGCUUUCAACUGCACAAAUACCUUCCUUUAUUAAUGUACGGGAACAACAACCUUGGCGUUCAGCCAUCUCAUCCGGGAUCCAUCAAGUGUAUGCUAGAGAGUGACGAUAAGGGAAAUGGUUUUCUGAAUGACUUCCGUGCUGCUUUGGCCCAAGGCUACGGUGAAUAUCUUGAAACCUUAAUAACCUGGCUGGAAGGUCUCGGGUUAGGAUAUUCUGCACAGAUAUCGUAUAACCUGCCAAUCGAUAUGGAAACAAAUAUUGACCGCGUGACCGCGCCGGAAUGCGAAUCUUCGGCCUUCAAUAACAACAUUGACGGAUAUCGUCAGUUCUCUGGGGCCACGAAUGUUGCCCAAAAGCCAGUCAUCUCCAACGAAAUAGGAGACGAUUUGAACAAAGCUCUUCGUCUCCCAAUGUUCGAGCUCUUGGGUCAGAUCAGCAGCGCAUUUGCUGGUGGGAGUAACCAACUUGUGUUUCAUGGGCAGACUUUCACGGGAGACUAUUACGAAACAACCUUGCCAGGAUAUCUCGCGUUUUUCCUUCUGUUCUCUGAAUCAUACAUGAACAAGCAGCCUGCAUGGACGCUAGGCAUGCCAGAUGCCAUCAAUUAUAUCAUCCGCAACCAGUAUAUUCUUCACCAAGGGCAACCCCGAACCGACAUUGCAUUCUACAACAAAGUGUCGUAUACGGAUCCUCAGCUGAGCACCAUAUACCCUGGCGACGACUUGGUCAACAACGGCUACACUUAUUCUUAUUUAAAUCCUACCAAUCUUAACCUCUCCCAGGCAUAUGUGUCAAACAAUCUGCUUGCUCCCGAAUCACCUGCGUACCAAGCCCUUGUUGUUACCGCCCGAGAAAUCGUUACUUUGGAAGCAGUCUCCAAGAUUCAAGAACUUGCCAAUGCCGGUCUUCCUAUUAUAAUCAGUGGGGGACUCCCGGGAUAUUACACCAGUGGUAACGGAUCACUACAGAAAUCCGUGCAAGAGGCUUUACAAACCCUCCAAGGCUCUCGGAACGUUCAUACUGCUGAGAAUGGCCAGAUCGCUGCAAAGCUCAACGAACUUGAUAUCCGCCCUCGUGUUGAGGUCUUCGCUCCCAGAAAUGUUACAUGGUAUCCUAUCCUACGCAGUGACAAGUCUACGGACUACGCCUUUCUCUUCAGUACGGAAAGUGCAUCAAUGGGCCAUGUUAUUGUCAACUCGACCAAAACUCCAUAUAUUCUCAAUAGCUGGACUGGAGAGCGAACUGCUCUCUUAGGCUACCAGGUUCAAGGACAAACCACAAAAAUCCCUCUGAGUCUCGCCCCUAAUGAAACUGCCAUUCUCGCCUUCAGCAAUGACUGGGCUUUGGAAGUUGCUACGCCUCCGUUGCAUGCAGUUCAUGUCCCCUCGAAUGUCUUGGGGUAUAACGUCACUUCUUCUGGAAGUUUGGCUGUGCAUGCCAAAACUGGAUCACUUCCAAGUGACCACCUCUUGAAACUCUCCAAUGGCAAGACAUUCAACAUCUCGGCGAGCGCGGCUUUGUCUUCGUUUUCUUUGAAUGGUUGGGAGCUGGUUGCCGAGCAUUGGGAGGCUCCACGCAGCAUGUCAGACGCGACGAUCGUAGCUGAAAAGCACAACACAACACAUCAUCUCAACUCUUUGGUAUCUUGGCUAGACAUCGCUGGGUUGUAA